This is a messenger RNA of Musca vetustissima, 858 nucleotides long. It is a transcript of the gene Xpac, whose product is annotated as DNA repair protein complementing XP-A cells homolog. Gene Ontology annotation, cellular component: nucleotide-excision repair factor 1 complex. The transcript has 2 exons. NCBI's taxonomy places the organism in Eukaryota, Metazoa, Arthropoda, Insecta, Diptera, Muscidae. Gene Ontology annotation, biological process: UV-damage excision repair; nucleotide-excision repair, DNA damage recognition; nucleotide-excision repair involved in interstrand cross-link repair. The coding region runs from base 1 to 858 and encodes 285 amino acids. Gene Ontology annotation, molecular function: damaged DNA binding. The record is from RefSeq and is a predicted model, not a curated record.
AUGUCUGAAACCGAAACAUCCGAGAAACCUCUAACUGAGGCUCAAAAAGCGCGUAUUGAAAGAAAUCGCGCAAAAGCUUUGAGUUUACGACAAGCCAAAUUAGUAAGCCAUCCCUAUGCCAUGGCAAGGAAGGAUGUCAACACCGUUGAAAGCAAUAAAUCUGUCAUCAAAGUACAAGGAACAAAAUAUGUCGAUAGUGGCGGCGGUUUUUUAAUUGAACAACCAGCAACAACGACAAUGGGAACCCAAGUUCCUCAGGCAAAUGCUGGUGGUGCGCCGGGAUCCACAGAUAUACCUAACCUAGUGGACGAUGCCAUCCAUAUACCCGUAAAAUAUGAUGAAUGUUUGGAAUGCGGUGAAAUGUUUGCCGAUUCAUUUCUAAUGAACAAUUUCAGUCAUUCCGUUUGCGAUAAAUGUCGCGAUCCGGACGGUGAACACUGUCUAAUAACAAGAACUGAAGCAAAAGCUGAAUAUCUACUAAAAGAUUGUGAUUUUGAUAAACGUGAUCCACCGUUACGUUAUAUUAGUCGAAAAAAUCCGCAUAACAUCCGUUGGGGUGAAAUGAAACUAUAUUUACAUUCACAAGUCCAAAAGCGGGCCCUUGAAGUUUGGGGAAGUGAAGAGGAGCUAAUGAAACAGCAUGAAAAUCGUGUUGAAAAGCGAGAGGUUGGUAAAAUACGUAAAUACAAUAAACAAAUGAAACAGUUGCGAAUGGAAGUUCGUAGCAGUUUGUACACGAAGGAAACUAAAGCAGCUCAUGUCCAUGAAUACGGUGAAGAUACUUACAAUGAGGAGGAGGAUACAUAUACGCACACAUGCUUAACGUGUAAUUUUACAGAAACCUAUGAGAAAAUGUAA